AUGAAACAAUUCAAAUUUGAUCGUGUAUCUGUUUUAACUCUACCUAGAAGAACAAGAAAGGUCAAACCUAUUAAUGAUAUACAACUUAAUCCAACUAUCCAUUCAACACCUGAUAAAAAGAAUUCUAAUGAUCCUAAGACACUAUCAUCUACUAGUGUAUCAUUGCCAAGUGAUUUAAUUCAAGAAAAGCAAUCGUUGCAUGCAAUGUUGUCGAUGCCUAAUAAUGAUUCUAAAUUAUUACCAAAAGAAAUGACUACAACAACGUCAACAACAGCAACAACAACAUCAGCAACGUCAACAACAGCGACAACAACAUCAACAACGUCAACAACAGCGACAACAACGUCAACAACAAUGACAACAACGUCAAUAACAUCAACAACAACGUCAACAACAGUGACAACGACAUCAACAACGUUAACAACAGCGACAACAACAUCAACAACGUCAACAAGAUCAACAACGUCAACAACAUCAAAAACAACGUCAACAACAUCAAAAACAACGUCAACAACAACGUCAACAACAACGUCCGUUACCACGACUACUGCACGUUUGCUCGUGAAUAUCACACAACCAGGUGAUUCAAUUGUUGGCAUUUGCAAUACCAUAGCAGGUGGAUCUACCGGUGCAGUCAAUUUCAGUUAUCCAAGCAAUGAAAACCCAGCAAAUGCUAUUGAUGGUUCAUUAAGUACCAAAUAUCUAAAUGGUGGAGAUUCAUCACCCAGUUGUUCUGGUUCAAGUGCGGGUGGGAUAAAUACUGGGUUUUAUGUGACACCUACGAUAAGUAAUGCAUCUGUUGCAAUUGGUCUUCUUUUUGCAACUGCAGCAGAUUCUCCUAGUCGAGAUCCAAUAACAGUAACUCUUGAAGGAACAAAUGCGACAGGUACAACAGCUCUCGAUUUGGGAUCAAGUUGGACAUUGAUUUAUAGUGGUUCAACCGGCAUCAGUUCAUCAACUGAUCCUGGGCGUCAAACAUACGUGUCUCAACAAAAUUUCUCGAAUACAAUUGCUUUUGAAAGUUAUCGACUCCUAAUUACUUCAAAACGUGGUACUGCGAAUUCAGCUCAAUAUGCUGAAGCUCAUAUCAUCGGAUACAUAAUACUCUAG
Molecule: messenger RNA, 1110 nt
Organism: Rotaria sordida
Lineage: Eukaryota; Metazoa; Rotifera; Eurotatoria; Philodinida; Philodinidae
Source: the annotation of a GenBank genome assembly